Messenger RNA from Haliotis rufescens (red abalone), 864 nucleotides. Its product is annotated as DNA-directed RNA polymerase II subunit RPB1-like. The transcript has a single exon. NCBI's taxonomy places the organism in Eukaryota, Metazoa, Mollusca, Gastropoda, Lepetellida, Haliotidae. The record is from RefSeq and is a predicted model, not a curated record. The coding region runs from base 1 to 864 and encodes 287 amino acids.
AUGCCACCAGACUCCAUCACAACGCCAUCACUACGUAAACCUACACCAUCACGAUACCAACGCUACGCCAUCACUAAGCCACCAUACACCAUCACUACGCCACCCUACACCAUCGCUACGCCAUCGCUACGGGGCCCUACACCAUCACUACGCCACCCUACACCAUCGCUAUGCCACCCUACACCAUCACUACACAAUCACAACGCCAUCCCUACGUCAACCUACACCAUCACUACGCAAACCUACGCUAAACCUACACCAUCACUACGCCACCCUACGCCAACCUACACCAUCACUACGCUAACCUACACCAUCACUACGCUAACCUACACGAUCACUACGCCAACGUACACCAUCACUGCGCUAACCUACACCAUCACUACACCAUCGCUACGCCAUCACUACGCCACCCUACACAAUCACAUCGCCAUCACUACGCUACCCUACACCAUCACUACACCAUCGCUACGCCAUCACUACGCCAACCUACACCAUCACAACACCAUCACAACGCCAUCACAACGCCACCCUACACGAUCACUACGCCACCCUACACCAUCACUAUGCCACCAUACACCAUCACAACGCCAUCACUACGUAAACCUACACCAUCGCGAUACCAUCGCUACGCCAUCACUACGCCACCAUACACCAUCAUUACGCCCCCCUCCACCAUCACAACGCCAUCACUACGUCAACCUACACCAUCGCUUCGCCACCCAACACCAUCACUCCGCCACCCUACACCAUCACUACACAAACCUACGCUAUACCUACACCAUCUCUACACCAUUGCUACGCCAUCACUACGCAAACCUACGCUAUAACUACACCAUCACUAAGCCAUCACUACGCCAACCCUGA